GCUUGAGGCAGAAGUCCGACUCUCCAACUUCAGCGAGUCCGAAGCUUCUCUGUGAAGCGUCGAGUUGAAGCCUCGGCAGCGCUUUUAAACAAGACGUUAAAUCACCUUUUACUGUUUUUUAAGUGGUCGGUCACAGCGGACCAGGAGGAACUGCCUUUCUAACCACCUCACCGUACUUUUGUUUUUUCAGGAAACCGUUACUCUCGGCUCGUUGAGGCAGACUCGGUUCCCUAGCCGGAUAGCUAACCGUAACUCUGGGUAACAGUUAGGACCGAUGGUGAGUUAACGUUAGAAAACUGUUUAAAAACUGCCGGACGGGACUGUUUUCUGGCUGUGACCGGACCGAAGUGGAUUUGUCUUUUAUUUUGUUUUGCUUUUAUGUCUGGGCUGUUUUCCAACCAGACAAUAUCAAAAAGUUAACCAGGAUCGGUGGCGACGCUUGGAAACUUUGAAGUUCUCUCCGGCGAAAAUGGAGCCUGAAAACAGCAGCUAGUUAGCGGGGCUGCUAGCACCCAGCGGCUACAUACAAACUUUAUUUUAAAGUUUGCGAAAGCAGUUUUUAUCUGUUUUGGACCUGUCGGCUGAUUUAUAUAGCCGUUUGGCUGUAAUAUAGGCUAUUACAGGAUGGCAGGAGACCCUGUGGUCAGGUUCAACCUCCUCCAUAGAACAUGUAAGCUGGUGGUGCUGCUGUGUUUGCUGCACAUUUCAGUCACUCUGAUUUUCUACGUGAGAUCUCUGGACAUCAGGUUCGCCUUCGUGCAGAACCAGCAGUCCAAAACAGCCUCGGAUCCGGGCAGGAGCUCCAACAUCACCGUCAAAUUCACCAUAAAGGACAUCCAGACCCAGCAGGACGAGGACGGGGAGCCAGAAGACGGAGUCCAGCAGGGUGAAGAGGAAAGUGGAGGCACGACAGAAGCGAAAGAGCUGGAGAAAUGUCCCGAAACCUCACCGCUGCUAGUUGGCCCUCUGCGGGUGGAGUUCAACACCCCGGUCAACCUGGAGCAGUGCCAUAAAGAAAACCCCAACGUGCAGCCCGGCGGGCGCUUCCGGCCCCCAGACUGCAUUGCUCUGCAGAAAGUGGCCAUCAUCAUCCCGUUCCGCCACCGAGAGGAGCACCUGAAGUACUGGCUGUACUACCUGCACCCCAUCCUGCAGCGGCAGCAGCUCGACUACGGAGUCUACGUCAUCAACCAGCAUGGGGAGGAUAUCUUCAACAGAGCCAAGCUGCUCAACGUGGGCUAUGCGGAAGCGCUGAAGGAAUAUGAUUACGAGUGCUUCGUCUUCAGCGAUGUGGAUCUGAUCCCGAUGGACGACCGCAACACCUACAAGUGCUUCAGUCAGCCUCGCCAUCUCUCCGUCUCCAUGGACAAGUUUGGCUUCAGGUUGCCGUAUAACCAGUACUUUGGUGGCGUUUCCUCCAUGAGUAAAGAGCAGUACCUGAAGAUCAAUGGCUUCCCCAACAACUACUGGGGCUGGGGCGGCGAGGACGAUGACAUCUACAACAGGUUGACCUCCAAAGGUAUGACGAUCUCUCGGCCCAGUGGCGUCGUGGGGAAAUGCAGAAUGAUCCGUCACGACAGAGACAAACAGAACGAGCCAAACCCACAGAGAUUUGACCGCAUCGCACACACCAGAGAGACCAUGCACAAAGACGGCAUCAACUCCCUGUCAUACACGGUCAUGGAAGUAGACAAACAGCCGCUUUACACCAAAAUCACAGUGGACGUGGGGAAGCCAUGACCAGCCUAAAGACUUGACAAAAAAAAUCCAAAGAAAGAAAAAGUAAAAAAAACAAAAAACAUGCAGACUUGAAAAGCAAUUCAAUACUGUGGAUGCAGUAAAAAACCAAAAUGUGCCUUGACACUUGAAUUGUAAAAGUUUUGGUCUCGUUGGACCAGACAAACUGGACUGACAAAAUCAGCCAAGAUAUUCUUGGUGUUUUUUGUUUUACAUAUAUAUAUAUGUGUGUGUGCGUGUAUUUGUUUUAAAUUUUUAAAUUUUGUUUUCUCAACCUUUGCACAACCAAGGACGAACUUAGCGGGGGGUUGUUUUUUCUUCACGGGGCCGUCGGGCCGUCGUGGGUCGGACAGUCAGCGGGGGCGGAGGCCUCUGCUCGCCUGUCGUCUUCCAGCAGAAGGCUGCUGCUGAGAGAAAUCCUGCAUGAGCCAUUUUGUCAUUUUGAGCAGAUGCUGAAAAGUUGUGAAAGUAUCAAGUUAAUGUGGGGUCGCAUACAGGGACAAUCAAAGGAGCAGCGUCUGCUCUGCGGUGUUGGUCGCAUUAAUUUUUGCAAUCAAAUUGUUUGAGAAUUAUGGGAGGGGGUUUAGUGUGUAGUGCAUAGAUUUGGGGAAGGUGUCUGUAUGUGUGUUUGUGUGUGUUUGUGUGAGGUCCUGUCAGCAGAUCAGUGUCAAACAGCCGUCGCAAAUCAUUCCUGGCCUGUUUUAUCCUCGGCGUGCCAGAAGUGGUGUAGAUGCUGCUAGGCCGGUCUGGCUGUCCGCCUCCUUCUUUCAGGAUCCCAGUGAGUCCAAAACAGCCAGACAGCUGAUCCCAAAGUCCUUCACUUAACCAAAAGUGGCCUUUCUGAAUUGAUCCUGAUCAAUCAGAAUCAACCUAAAAUCUAAGUGAAAUCUGACAUCCCAAAAAGAAAAGCAGUAAUGUGUAUGUUACUGAUAAAUGUGGAUGUGUUGGAUUGUGUUUUCCCAAAGUGUCCUUACUGUUAGUUCCUAUCUUGCUAGCUGUGGCAAUCAGUCAAACCUUCCCCUCCUCUGCUAUCAGAGGACUUAGAUUUCAAAUUUAAUAAAUUAAAAAACUUAAAGCACAACUGAUUUACCUCAUCUUGAGGUGCUCGAGUGCCUGGCGAGUCGAGUCAGGAUCAUGGAAAUUCAGGAAAAUCAAUUCUGAGAUGUGCUGAUUCAAAGAUUUCAAUCCAGCUCUGCUCAGGACAGAAACUGUCUCCAGGUCUGUUCACCGCUGGCUUUAACUGAUGAAAUCUAAAGGCACCUGAAUGUAAUUACCUGACUGUGUGUGUGUGUGUGUGUGUGUGUGUGUGUGUGUUGUUUGCUAGAUCCAGUUCACUUUAAGUUUUUCUUAACAAUGCAGAUAUUUCCCAAAUGCAGAACAUGCAACAAGUCCCAAUCUUUUAUACAAAAUGAAUUUUCUGUACACGGCAAUAAAAAAAGCAUCUGUUUACACUUUGAGUUGAAAGUAACCCCAGCCCGAGUGUGUGUGCGUGUGUGUGUGUGUGUGUGUGUGUGUGUGUGUGUGUGUGUGUGUGUGUGUCUGCCUGGGUGUUAAUGCAGCCUGUGUGAGGUCAAAAUGAAAUAUCAUUAUGCUGUUUUCUAUCAUGAUUGGCUGGAGGUCGUUGUGUGUGUUCUCAGUGGGUUUUGUGCAUCAUUCAUGUGUGAAUAAGAGAAUAAAUCAAGUCUUGCCUUUUUUAUUUUUAUUUGCCUUAAAAUUAUUUUUGUGAACGUUGCCAAGAGUUGAGGCAGUUUCUGAAUAUGUGUUUGGAGGAAUAUCUGUUGAUUACAAAUGAUUUUAUUCAAGUGAACUAAAGAUAUAUAUAUUAACGUCUGUGUGUGACUCGCUGCUCGCUGGUGAAUUUCUGAGAUUUCUGUGUGGAGACAAACUUUUAUUUUUCAUGACUUUGUGCUGUUUGAAUGUAACGUUCCUGCUCCCUGACGUAACCCGACACUUUUCACAAGUGCCUUCCUCUCUGUCUCUCUAAGACACCAAAGAAACAGAAAAAGAUGUCAUUUUUGCUCCAUUUUGUUGUAUGUUGUAUCUCAGUGCAGCCAUCCUGGUUAAAUACAGGAUAAAUUAAAAAAA
Molecule: messenger RNA, 3822 nt
Organism: Myripristis murdjan (pinecone soldierfish)
Lineage: Eukaryota; Metazoa; Chordata; Actinopteri; Holocentriformes; Holocentridae
Gene: b4galt1l
Product: DP-Gal:betaGlcNAc beta 1,4- galactosyltransferase, polypeptide 1, like
Exons: 6
Coding region: 625-1740 (371 amino acids)
Biological process (GO): carbohydrate metabolic process; protein N-linked glycosylation
Cellular component (GO): Golgi apparatus
Molecular function (GO): cytoskeletal protein binding; beta-N-acetylglucosaminylglycopeptide beta-1,4-galactosyltransferase activity
Source: RefSeq, a predicted model, not a curated record